CAGUGAGGACUAGUGGCUUAGUCCGUGUGGCUUUGAAGUUGGCAUUUGUAUCAGAUGGCCCUGUGCUUCUGUUCUAACUUGAUCUGAAAUAUUUAGCUAUCAGUAGGACAUUAGGGAAAAGGAAACUAAAUGCCGAGUUCCUCACUUUCUAAAAAAAGAAGGAAAGAGCCAGCCCUGCUAAUGGGCGAAUCUCCUGGGGAAGAGAUUACGUUAGAAGUGAUUGAGUCCCAAGGGGAAAACAGCUUUUGUCUCCUGGCAGUGAUGCAUCCUCAUUUCUUGUAUAGCCGCUUUCACCUUCUCCUGACUUCAAUAAAGCAGAAUGCCAAAUGUCACUGGUCCUUAUUUCUCUCACUUUGCAGCUCAGGUUCCGGACAGUGAUGAACAAUUUGUGCCUGACUUCCAUUCAGAGAACUGUAAGUACUGUGACUGGGGAGACAGACAGGAAGGGAAGGCAGGGCGGGAAAGAUCAGGUGGAGAGGAUAGACCGGCGUAGGAUAGAUACCGUAACCGCCUGAUCCUUUGCACUGAAUCAAUGGGCUUGUCUGUCUCUGCAUAGGUUGCAGCUGUGAGAAUACAGUCGGUCCUCAGCUGCCUUUCUCGUAGUUAUCUAUCUAAUAUGGCUAACUAGUGACUGUUUUGCUGCUGCUGGUGCUAUUCAUUCGGAAUGUUGGUUCCUUCCUGUGGACCAGCUUCCCGAUGGGGCACCCCCCCCCCCCCGCCAAGAUGUGUUGGACAGCAACUCCCAGAAUUCCCAGCCAGCAUUGGCCAAUGGUUCUGUUCUCCAAAAUGGUUCUAUCCUUUUGGACGCUGAUGUUGGAUUGUGAAAAGAGAUUGACUCUCAAAUAUUUGAGAAAGUGAAGGUUUUUGUGGCAGGUCUAUAGUUAGAAAGAUGCAUAUUUCUGCCUACCCCACCUCAACAUAUAGUAUCUAUUAAAAUAGUUGCCGCUUAAGGUGCAGACCUAUCCCUGAAAGGGGAGCUGGAGGAGGCAUAGGAUGCCUGAGACCUUCCUCUACAGAGGUCUCCCCUUCUUUUGCUCCAUCAGCUGAGCCAGGAAAACAAGGUGCUCCAGCAGUGAGUUGGGGAGGGCACAGCUCUGCAGCUACUUAUUCUCCCCUGGUCCCUUUAGACUCUCAAAACAAGGGCUGGGAAUUAUGCUUGCCCUAAGCUGGUGUAGUUUAUUUUUCUUCCAGUGUUGUCCAUGGGAAGAAAGAGAAGACAAAUGCCAGUUUGCAGAAGAGAAAGGGGAAGAUCAAAUGCUCCGGCCCCAAUCUUGAACCGUGGGUGGUGUGAGGCUCCAGAACUUCGAAAGUUGGCCCUCCAUAGUCCCCCCGCUAAGAUCAAAAAGGAACCCCAGAGCCCAUGUUCGGAAGCUCCCGGCUCCUGCAGACACAGGCAACCUUUUCAGUACCGUAACGGAGAGCAAUGUCUCUAUGCCAGGCACGAGUCCACCUUUGUGAGCCCCCACGGCCCACCCCAGGCUCCAUCUGGCCGGGCAUACCUUAUGGAACACAGCUCAUUGUACCAGCCACACACCGAGACGGGCCAGCCCUUCUCCGCCUCUCAAACCUUGGGAUCCGAUGCCUCGCAUGCAUUCCAGCGCCCGCUCUCGGCCCCGUGCCUGCCGUACCUGCCACAGGGCUUCAAGCAGGAGUUCCCGGACCCCAUGUACGAGCAGGCGAGCACUCUGGGGGCCUCCGGCAGCUCCCGGUACACCGCGGGAGUGGCGAUCAAGCAAGAGCAGAUGGACUAUGCUUUUGACACAGAUGUCCCGAGCUGCCAUUCUAUGUAUGUGAACAUGGAACGAUUCCCAGGUCAUUCCAACCCUGAUGGCACAUUAGGGUACAGCUAUGAGAAGCAGAUGCGGCCAUUCACUGACGACGUUUGUGUUGUCCCUGAGAAGUUUGAAGGGGACAUCAAGCAAGAAGGUGGUGGGUUCCGCGAAGGCCCCCCUUACCAGCGGCGGGGGUCUCUGCAGCUUUGGCAGUUCCUGGUGGCUUUACUGGAUGACCCUAGCAAUGCCCAUUUUAUUGCCUGGACAGGUCGAGGCAUGGAGUUCAAGCUCAUCGAACCAGAAGAGGUGGCACGACUCUGGGGCAUCCAGAAGAAUCGCCCAGCCAUGAACUAUGACAAGCUGAGCCGCUCUCUUCGUUACUACUAUGAAAAAGGCAUCAUGCAAAAGGUGGCUGGCGAGCGUUAUGUGUACAAAUUUGUCUGUGAGCCUGAAGCACUCUUCUCCCUUGCCUUCCCUGACAAUCAGCGCCCGUCCCUGAAGGCCGAAUUCGAGUGGCACGUCAGUGAGGAAGACACGGUGCCUCUCUCCCACCUGGAUGAAGGUGUCGCCUACUUGCAAGAUCUGGGGGGGCAGCCUUAUGGGAAAGGCUACACCUACUAACUGGCCACAGAAGAGACAGAUCAGAAAUGGGUGAGAGUUGUAUAUAUGAGGAUGUUUGUCAGGAAUCACCCAAGCAGAGGAUGGCCUUGUUUCUCCUGGGGCUGAAGCAGAAUGUACAGUGGGACUGCCUUUUGAAGAGGGAGCAAUGUGGUCCGGUACCUGAAGAGCAGGGCUCUGAUCUGGGUUCCAGUCUCACCUUAGCCAUGGACCUGCUGGGUGGACUUUUGGGCAAGUUGCUUGUCCUUUCCCUUCCCCGAUGAGUAGUAGCCUACCUCACAGGGUUGUUGUGAGGACGGAUCAGAUAAAGAUUGCAAAGCGCUUUGUA
This is a messenger RNA of Varanus komodoensis (Komodo dragon), 2718 nucleotides long. It is a transcript of the gene ETV4, whose product is annotated as ETS variant transcription factor 4. Bases 1200 to 2393 code for a protein of 397 amino acids. The record is from RefSeq and is a predicted model, not a curated record. The transcript is spliced from 9 exons. Gene Ontology annotation, cellular component: nucleus. Gene Ontology annotation, biological process: cell differentiation; regulation of transcription by RNA polymerase II. Gene Ontology annotation, molecular function: sequence-specific DNA binding; DNA-binding transcription factor activity, RNA polymerase II-specific. NCBI's taxonomy places the organism in Eukaryota, Metazoa, Chordata, Lepidosauria, Squamata, Varanidae.